GUCGGCCGCAGAGACGCGACGGCGGUGUCGGGGGGUGGCCGCGCACAUCGGACGCUCCCGAGAUCCGGUCAGCAUCAGAGCUCGCCGCUCUGGGUCGUCUGACAGACUUUUGGUCAGGGUCGUUUGAGAGAGGACUUACCGCGAGGAGAGGACCGUUGGAGGACGAUCUCUGAGAGGACUGGGCUCCUCUCAAGUGGCCGGAGAGAGGCGGUAGAGCAGUCGGCACUCAGCAGCCGACCGCUCCGGCGAGUGUUUGUCUUGGAAAGGUGACACCAGAUCAGAAGCUUGGCAUGGAAACGACCCGGCUCCCUCGACUUUGAGGGUCUCCAGCGAGGACUUACCACAAACCGCAAAGUCGUCCCAGCCGCCAUCUCUCCCGUGUUUCUACCGAGGUGUCCCCGCUAAAGACGGGGACGCGCGGCGGGCGCACGAGUCCCAGGCGGCCGGCACGUGACCUGGCGGGCUAUCCGAUCUCACCGAAUAACCGCAGUCAUCGAUCGCGCCUCAUCGGCACGGCGCGAUAGCUCCGGGGCACCGCGACGACACGUCCCCGACCGGGAACACGCCCACGGCGCCGACGAAAACCGCGACGCUCCCACACCGACGAAAAGCCGGGCACCGACGGUAGGUUGGGACGCCCACAUACCGACGGAGGCCAGGGCAGAUAGGUGCCGACGAAAAGCUGGGACGGCUACAGACCGACGAGAGGCUAGGACGUCCACGGAAGUAGGACAGUGGUGAAGGAGCGCGUUUGUGUCGGCUCUGGUGAAGACGGGCCGUCGAGCGACGAAGGUAAUUCACUGAGAACGCCAGAAAUGGACAAGCUGUUGCCCAGUUUGGGAUAAAUUGAGUUACAGCAAGUGAACGCCGAAAAAGUUUGCUGUCUUUCAAGAAGAAACUGUUGACGUGGGAAGCGAAAACUCACAACAAACAUGACGAACUUAACGAUGAUGGAUAACAGUUCUCUUGAGAACUGUACGGCACUGCAGCUGUUGGAUAACGACACGAUCAGCUGCGGGCCACCGCCGCCGCCCGUCUCGUACGCACUCAUCUUCAACGCGGUCAUCUACUCCAUUGUCAUGGUGAUCGGCCUGGGCGGCAACACGCUCGUCAUCUACGUCAUCCUGCGCUACAGCAAGAUGCAGACGGUGACCAACUUCUACAUCUUCAACCUGGCCGUGGCUGACGAGAUCUUCCUCAUCAGCAUACCGUUCAUCCUGACCACCAUGGCGCUGGGAGAGUGGCCGUUCGGCAUGGUGAUGUGCAAGAUCUACUGGACCAUCACCAGCAUCAACCAGUUCACCAGCAGCCUCUUCCUGACGGUGAUGAGCGCCGACCGGUACCUGGCCGUGUGCCAUCCUAUCAGCUCCACGCGCUGGAGGACGCCGCUGGUCUCCAAGAUCGUCUGCCUCACUGCCUGGACAGCCAGCUCUCUGAUGGUGGUUCCCCUCUUCAUGUACGCCGCAGAGUACGAGGGUCAGUGCAACAUCUUCUGGCCGGAGAAGGUUGGAGGAUUCAAGGGAGAGAAGGCCUUCACGCUGUACACCUUCACCAUGAGCUACCUGAUCCCAGUGAUCCUGAUCCUUGUCUUCUACAUCCUGGUGAUCGACAAGCUGCGCCACGUCGGCCCCAAGAAGCGGUCCAAGGAGCGCCGCAAGUCACACCGCAAGGUGACGCGCCUGGUGCUCACUGUCAUCACCGUCUACUUCUUCUGCUACCUGCCCUUCUGGAUCACCCAGCUGUCUCUCAUGGUGAGCAGCGAGUCCAAGGUCAACCACAGCCACUUCCUCGUCUGUCUUAUCCUCCUGGCGUACGCUCUCACCUACAUCAACUCAGCAGUCAAUCCGGUUCUCUACGCCUUCCUCAGCGACAACUUCAAGAAGUCCUUCGUGAAGGCGUGCCAGUGCGCCCGCGCUCCAGACGUCAACAACGUCCUGAACGUUGAGAACUCGGUCUUCCCGCGACGCAGCAAGCAGACGGGCGGCGGCAAGUCGACGGACCUGCAUGAGAUGCAGGAACGCGGAAUGACGCACGAACCCAGCACGGGGGUAACGGUGAUGACACCGCGUUCGACAGCUCGCUCCAGUCAUGUGGACAGCACCAAUGGACACCUUACACUCAAAGUGCCCAUCAAGGUGUAGUAGCACCUGAAGUCGACUAGGUGGCCAGCCGUAAGGGUGAUGGCUAUAGAGGUAUGUGUAGAAAUAUAGACAUUGACAGACUUUAGAUAGAUGCUGAUAUCCAGAUGUGUUAGUGCUCGACUUCGUGUGUUAUCGUUUGCUAUUCAUCUAGCAUGUAUUGACAGGACGCACACAUAAAUGACACACAAAGCUUAUCACCUACGAAUUCGCGAUUGUGAAACAAUUCGAAUGGGCACCAUUUGCAGGCCUCGAACACUUUUGGCAUCACGUUAUUGAAAGCCAGUCAAUAACUAAAGAAGUUUCCACGCAACUCCUUUUCUGUGGGAUGCCUGCGUUAGAUGAUUGCUGUGGUUGUCGAUAUGAAUGACAGGUCAAUGUGCUAUGAAUUUGAAUCCCUGUUAUCACUUUAAGGAGCCAUCUUUUCCGUGCGAGCGAUGUAGGACGAACAGCAAGACGUUGACCUGAAAAGCUGCUCUUGGUGUUCUAUGUACGCGAAGUAGUGCCAACAUUAUCGUGUAUAUCGUAUUGCCAUGUCCAUGUCUGCGCUGUAUUUAAACGCUUGGCUGUCUGUACAAGUGUUACUGAUGGGUGGAGAAUCACCUGCUAUGCUCUUAGACGUGUUGAUUAAAAACCUCUGAUACCAACAAAGGGACUCUAGCUGAGCAUCUUGUAACAUCAACUGACGGCCGAGCCUAGGUUGCUGGUGUACUUUGGGGACUUCACCUGAGAGCACAGCUGAAAGGCGUUGGGUCUGCAGGUCUGUGCAGCGUCUGACUGCCCUGGAGCCAGCGCUAAACUGUGUUACUGUGAACGUGCUUCAUAAGCUGGAUGUUCGUCUAACACCUUCGGGCAUGGGCUUUAACGACCGAGCGGAGCCGAGCAGCCGCCCGUGGAUUUGGAUGUUUCGUUGGUGUUUGAUGUCGCGACGUGAAGUGAGCUACCUUUCUUGAAUGGCUGUGAGUGUUUGACACCUGUUUCCCUGCGCUAAGUGUGAUGUAAGCUAUCGUUUCAGAGGCAACUGCGAUGUUCAAUCGGGGUGUUGACUUGCAUAUUUGCUGUAUGUAGGUAUGUCUGUUCUGGUGUCUGUUCCGCAAUGUCGCGGCAGCGAUACUUACGGGGCGAACAGUAUCUUACGGGGUGAGCAGAUUCCCCAUCGGAUGGUGAUAGGAGUUCUGAGCCCUCCUGCUGCCAUCCCAAUCCUCUGAAGACCCGCUUCCAGGGUUGGUGAGCCCCACUGCGACCCAUGGGGAGCCAUGACACCCCUCCAUCUCCUCCGGGGGUGUCACGGCUUGCCUGGACUCAGGUCGCCCAUCACAAUGAUUGUUUUUCAGCGGCACGGAAUCCAGUCGUGAAGCCGACAGGGCCCACUAUGGUUCCGGCCGUACAUACGGCUUUAUGGCAUCAUAAAGUGCAGCUCUGUAUGGUCCCAGGAGUGAGCUUAAUUGAAUCGGACCCGGCGAGUCUGGUCACGACAGCGCCUGGACGAUGGAAUGGCGUGCGCUUGGUCAUGGCGGUAGAGGAUUUCGUGCCAGAAUCAAGCGCGAACCCUCGCAGACGCGAGAUGUCUAAGCCUGCCUUGUGUGCAACUGGGCUGGUGGGAUUUCGUUUCAUAUCCGUUAGCGUCGUAUUUCUUUACGAAAUAUUCUGGCAUUAUUUCUCUCUGAGUUAUCUAGCCGGAAGUAAUUUGCUUGCGUUUCUGUGACUCAUAAAUUUGCACUCGUAGUUAAUUAACUGGACAUGUUCUACACAAUGCCCUUGUGUUGUUCCAUUCUAACCCUAGCUGGCUGAUCAAGUCGCAAAUGUUUGAAGAACUUCUGCUGUUAUAUCAAGGACUCAUAUGACCCAUGGACUUUUCUAGAUUGACACCAGAACAAAUUGUUAAACGUUACACCGGUUCUGAACGUAAUAAGUUAAGUUACAUUCAUUGUUCUUUCUUUCUGAAAUAAAAACCAACAUAAAUUACCAAAAAAUGAUACCCUUGCACUACAUCUAACCCCAGCGGUCAGCACUACAGCUGAUCUCUAUUAGACCCCAUCUCUUUAUCUGACCUCCAUUAGACUCCAGUACUGCUUCUCACCUCUAUCAAACCCUAACAUCUGACCUCUAUCAGACCCCCACUACAUCUGACCUCUAUCAGACCCCACUACAUCUGACCUCUAUCAGGCCCCACUACAUCUGACCUCUAUCAGGCCCCACUACAUCUGACCUCUAUCAGGCCCCACUACAUCUGACCUCUAUCAGGCCCCACUACAUCUGACCUCUAUCAGGCCCCACUACAUCUGACCUCUAUCAGGCCCCACUACAUCUGACCUCUAUCAGACCCCACUACAUCUGACCUCUAUCAGGCCCCACUACAUCUGACCUCUAUCUAACCCCACUACAUCUGACCUCUAUCAGGCCCCACUACAUCUGACCUCUAUCAGGCCCCACUACAUCUGACCUCUAUCAGGCCCCACUACAUCUGACCUCUAUCAGGCCCCACUGCAUCUGACCUCUAUCAAACCCUAACAUCUGACCUCUAUCAGGCCCCACACGGCCCGCCGCGACUCCCGACACCACGUCCCUCCCGGGGGAGGCCGACCUCCAGCGCGCGGGCGGCUCUCCCGGGACCCGGGACCGGCAACAGACCCGUGAUCCUAUCCGACCAGCGCUCGAUGUCUGGACGGCGCGGCCCGACUCGCGCCCUCAGGGACCCACCCGGUCAUGAACUGGGUCACUCACGAAAUGGAAUUUCGCUCGGCGCCGCCGUCGAGACCUGCCGAUUUCCCUCAACAUCCAGAUAUUGGCGGCGCUGCGACCGCCGCCGGGUAAAAAGUUUGGGGCUUAGAGCUGGGAUGAGAACUUUGGCAGGUCGCCACAAUGAAUUGUCUUCUGGCGCAGUGCCGGAGGCUUUACAAAGUUUUCCAAUUACCAUCCCCCGCGGUUAUUUUCUCCUCGCCUUGGCUGAAGUCUUUGAGGUUCCUUGUUGGAGCCUGAAUUUUCUUGACGCUCUCUCUCUCUCCUUCUCUCUCAUCCUGGCCUUGCUCCCUUCCUCUCUUUUCCA
Molecule: messenger RNA, 5184 nt
Organism: Amphibalanus amphitrite
Lineage: Eukaryota; Metazoa; Arthropoda; Thecostraca; Balanomorpha; Balanidae
Product: somatostatin receptor type 2-like
Exons: 2
Coding region: 933-2141 (402 amino acids)
Biological process (GO): G protein-coupled receptor signaling pathway
Cellular component (GO): membrane; neuron projection
Molecular function (GO): peptide binding; somatostatin receptor activity
Source: RefSeq, a predicted model, not a curated record